GUUCAAAUAGUUCUUGUCGUUCUUGUCGAUCUUCGCUGCAGGAGAAGUCGCCCGUGCUGCUUCUCCGUUAAAUCGUGGUUAAAUCGUGAGAAGUUAUAUCGAGCGUCGUGGCAAUGCAGAUAUGUGCGCUGUGAUAACAUGAAAAAGUGACUGCUGCGUAACUAGAACUAGAAGUUUUUCUUCAAAAACGAAAAGCGCGCGCAACGCAAAGCUUCUGGACGAUAAUUAUUAGAACAGGAAACGAAACUGACAAAUAACUUAGAACUCGAGUUCCGAUGGUGAAAGAUAAUCUAAGAAAAAAAGAAGUUGUACACGAAUUGCCAUAACUAAUCUAUCGCAUAGAUAUUACUCGGGGAUAUUCAAGUUUAGACGAUGUGCUGUGCUUUUUUAUCAAUCUUGAGCCUUAUACAGCUCAUGGGUAGUGAGAUUGCCAAAAAAAGAGCCUCCCAUACAGUGGAUUUAUCUUAAAUAAGAAACAAAAUUAAUGGUUUCGGAUAUAUAAACUUCUCAAUUAUGCAAGAAACCAGUGAAAAUGAUGUAACAAAAUUGUCAAAAAAUCAAGUCUCUAUUGAUGAGGUUAUAAUGAAUGAUACUACUAAUAAGUAUCCAGAAAAUAAUAGGGCUUUAGCAAGGGAAGAGGGUUCUAUGGUAUCCAAUCUUCCUCUCUUAUUCGCUAAUGGAUAUCCCACAUCCUUGGAGAAAAUCACAAUGGUACAAUUAGAACGUUUUAUACUGUUCAUGGUUCAUUGUUCACUGGGUCAUGACACCACUAAAAUUAUUAACAAACCUGAGUGGUGGCCUCAAGAUGUUAAAUUUUCAAGUCCAUUAACAAGACCCAAAAAAAUCAAUGAUAAUUGGAUGGCAAACUUAAAGAAACUGGUAUUCCGAUGUUAUACAUACCAUAGAAGUGAAUAUCUGUUACGUUUUUGUUCCUAUCUGGCACAAUAUCCUCAUGAAGAAUUAGAAUACGUUAAUAAUUGGGACUCCACAACUAGUCUGUAUCACAAAAGUACUGGAAAGCUACUAGUAACCUUCCGUAAUGAAAAUAUGUAUUACGACAGGAAAAAUGACAGUUUUCGAAGAACUUUGUUAUCUCAUAAUGCUUCUUCAUCGGGCUACGGCAACAAAACUAAACAACAAGCCCCUAUGAUGGUUCAACCGUGCGAUGAUAUUUAUCUGUGUGACAAUUGCGACGCCGAAUUUAUAGGCCUCGCGGAAAUGAAGGAGCAUGAAAAAAUAUGCUGCGAACUAGAUCACGGCGGUAGUGGUUCGCGUUCAUCUACACCAGAUCUGACUGUAGUCGAGACUGAACUACAACAGAAUCAAUUUCUGGAAUAUUUUCAAUUGUCCUCGAAUAAGACUGAAGCUAAGUUGAUUGAAACGAAUAAUGUGAGUGUUCCUGAUAACAGUAUUGUUAGACGAACGUCUCGGCGUAUUAGAGGUUCUGUUAGUUUCACAAGAUGUGCCACUAUUCCGUUUUCAUCGCCUGCCGGAAUGAUAUUAGGAAAGAAGUCGAAAGCAAUGACUGAGGACACACAGCAAGAACGAUUAGAUAGAAUAGAGAGGCAUGUUAUUGCGCCAGUAUUGACGAUGGAAUCGUCUAGACCAAAGUGGUUGAAUAUGGACGUAGAUUACGAUAGAUGGCUAGUGACGUACAAACAAAACCGGGAUAAACUGAUCGACGAGUAUGUGCAUCAAUACAAAUUUGUCAACUCUAAAAACAAACCAACGUUAAGCAUAAAAUCGCAAUUGUUAUACAUCACAUGUCGACCUAUUUAUGUUGUUCUUACUCGAUUGAGCGAGAAGCAAAUCGAUGAACUGAAAAAGGAUCCUUCAAAAUAUCAGUGUCCCCAGAAAAAUAUUAAUGUGCGAAAGGUUUUGUUAACGAGGAAAGCGGGACCCGCUAGUAAAACGAGACUUAGAAAGGUAACUUAUCGGCAAAGUGCAUCUAGAUCUUCGAAACGUAAAGCACCGUUGGGGGAUGAGUUUGAUCCGAUAGUUCUUGAAGACGAAGUAACUAACGUUAAUACAUCAGAAGCUAAAGAGGCCUUAAUCGCAUAUGCUGCUGUAAAAUCAUCUACAAAUAGUACAGAGGCUACAAAACUAAUCAGAGAGAGAAAAUGUUCGCCAAGUACGAUUAUGUUGAUUAACCUCUGCUCAUCUGAUGAAGAAGAAGACGAUUCGAAUAUUCGAACGCCUUGCGACGAAAACAGAGAUCCUAUGAACAUAGCAGAAUCUCCGAUCUCAAAGACCUUUGUGCGAAAAUUAACGCCGAAACAAACUUUACGCGAAAGCCUGCAUUUACCUCGCACAAUAAAUAGACUGGUUAUUGAACAACGUACUGAACGAAGAUAAAACCGAAAGCGAGUAUUGUUAGAAAAAAAAAAAAAAAAAAAAAAAAUGCAUAUAUUUUUUUCCAAUCCUGGCAUUUUAUAUAUUGAAUCCAUAUUAAGUUAUCAGAUAUAAUACCUUAUUCUGCUUGUAUACAUGUUAUAUUUUUGACAUAUUUAUUCUAUUGAUUGGUUAAUAAUAGUAAUAAUUAAAAUCAUAUUACGUUAACUAUUAUGAUUUUGAUAUUAUUGCGAAGAAUAAAAAUCAAGAGUCUCAUUGAAAUUGAAGAAUUUAGAAUGGAUUGAUUUAGUCGAAUUAAAUUUAAGAGGCGGCAUAUAUAUACAUAGAGGUCUGUUAUUUGUAUGAUAAUCGAAUAAUAGAAUUGAUUAUGUAAUCAUAUCUUAAUUUUAAUAUAAGUUUUGAUUUAAGUAUAUAGAUAUAUGUACAUAAAGUACUGAAUAGAAUGUAUGAACUA
Molecule: messenger RNA, 2806 nt
Organism: Linepithema humile (Argentine ant)
Lineage: Eukaryota; Metazoa; Arthropoda; Insecta; Hymenoptera; Formicidae
Gene: ova
Product: ovaries absent
Source: RefSeq, a predicted model, not a curated record